Molecule: messenger RNA, 1248 nt
Organism: Candidozyma auris
Lineage: Eukaryota; Fungi; Ascomycota; Pichiomycetes; Serinales; Metschnikowiaceae
Product: tRNA pseudouridine synthase
Exons: 1
Coding region: 1-1248 (415 amino acids)
Biological process (GO): mRNA pseudouridine synthesis; tRNA pseudouridine synthesis
Cellular component (GO): cytoplasm; nucleus
Molecular function (GO): pseudouridine synthase activity; RNA binding
Source: RefSeq, a predicted model, not a curated record
AUGGCCAGAACAUCGAAAAACUUUUCACUGCUUGCCGAUAACAGCUACGAGACAUGGUCAAAAGAAGAUCUCAUACAAAGGAUACAGCUGCUUGAGAGUACCAAGCCCAAGUCACCUGUGAAGAGUAACCCAGAUAAGAAAGGAAAGAAAGUGUUCGACUUUGCUAAGAUCAGCACUAGAUUCAUAGCUCUUCGUUUCGCAUAUAUGGGCUGGAAUUUCAAUGGGCUAAGCUUUCAGUAUGACCCAACCCCAUUGCCGACUGUGGAGGAGGUGAUUCUAGAUGCCAUGGUGAAAGCGAAGCUAAUUGAGUCCUCAGACCCUUCAUCUUGUGGUUUCAGCAGAUGCGGUCGCACCGAUAAAGGUGUAAGUGCUUUGAACCAGGUUAUUGCGUUAAAUGUGCGCUCGAAUCUUGACAUCAAGGACCAAGCAGAUAUCUCGAAGGACGAUCGGGAGCUACCAUAUGUCACGAUCUUGAAUGCCCUACUUCCUCUUAAUAUACGAAUAACUGAAGUUUGCCUAAGGCCUCCGGAAGGAUUCGACGCUAGAUUCAGUUGUCUCUAUAGACAUUACAAAUAUGUGUUUUCUGGCGAGCACCUAGAUGUGGCGGCUAUGAAGGUAGCAGCAAAACUAUACGAGGGAACACACGAUUUCCGCAACUUUUGCAAAAUAGAUGGGUCGAAGCAGAUCACAAAUCACGAACGUCUUAUUCACUCGGCAGACAUCAUCUCUGUUAAUGAAAAAUUUUAUGCAUUUGACUUGAAGGGCUCUGCGUUCCUUUGGCAUCAAGUCCGUUGUAUGGUUGCGAUUCUUUUCCUUGUUGGCCAGGGUCAUGAGAAGCCUUCCAUUGUUCUGGAUUUGUUGAAUGUGGAAAAGUACCCUAGUAGACCAUUGUAUGAAAUGGCACACGAUAUUCCGCUUGUGUUAUAUGACUGCGUUUUCCCAGAGAUGGAGUGGCUAUCGCCUGCCACAAAUUUUGGGGAACUGCAACAAAUCAAGAUGCAAAAAGAAUGCAAAAGGUUCAAUGGUCUCAAGCUAGAUUAUCAACUCAAAGCACAAAUUGUGUCGAUGAUGGAUCAAGUCUUCGCAAAAAAGUUGCCUUCACAGAAGAGCAAUUAUGUUAAUCUUGGGGAUGGAGUCGGGAGAGCAUUUAAGAACUAUACUCCUCUCAGCCAGCGACCUUUAGGAGAGACGGUCGAACAUCAAAACCUCAAAUUUCUUGAAAAGAAAAAGAGAAAGCUCGAAAAAUGA